Messenger RNA from Hyposmocoma kahamanoa, 1886 nucleotides. Its product is annotated as zinc finger protein 358-like. The record is from RefSeq and is a predicted model, not a curated record. The transcript has 11 exons. The coding region runs from base 1 to 1674 and encodes 557 amino acids. Gene Ontology annotation, cellular component: nucleus. NCBI's taxonomy places the organism in Eukaryota, Metazoa, Arthropoda, Insecta, Lepidoptera, Cosmopterigidae. Gene Ontology annotation, biological process: regulation of transcription by RNA polymerase II.
AUGAGGACUAUGUUUGUUUCACAACAACAUGGUGGUAAUGGUAGGAGGAAAUUUCAGAAGCCUAAUAUACUUAGAAGGCGGUCCAAACCUCCGACAAAACAAAAUAUUUCAGUAUCUAGCGAAUCUCCCGGUGAACAACCUCUAGUCACUUCUACAAUUGAACAGGAACCAAAGUUGCAGCUAAAUGUAUUAAGAGAAGAACCUUUAGGAACUGUGGACUCUCAAAUAAAAAUUGACAAUGAAGCCAUUGACAGUCAUAAAUGGUGUCUUAAUUUUGGGGAUGAGGAUCAGGAAAUUGUGAUUGAAGAUUUUGAUGGAUCCCAACUAGGCAGCUUACGUAUGGCACAAACUCCUUCAUUGAACACUUCACUGCCAUUAGCUGCCAUAUCAAGUGUGCAAGAAAUGAUUCCUGUACAUGAGGCUAGUCACAGUGUGACACCUACACAGAAUUUGUGUUUUGAAUAUUUCACUAGCACCAUGAACUAUAAGUGUACUGAACCUGGGUGUAGCAAACGUUUUAAAAGUGAACAAAAAUUAAACAAGCAUAAAGAGGCUCAUAACCCUACCAGUGGUGCCAAACUGACCAGGCAUUCAUCAGUAGAAUGCCCUGUGAAAAAGGAGGUGGAUGGUGGCAUAAUGUCUUGUGGCAGGGUAUUCAUUACCAAGGAUGCACUUCUGCAUCAUCUUGACAAAGACCACAACCCAGAGGAUGCACAGUAUAUUUGCUCAGUGUGUUCACGGCGCUUCUUCUGGGCAAUCGGUUUGCGCGCGCACUCGCGCACGCACUGCGGGCAACCUGCGCCGACGCUGGCCUGCGCGUGGCCGGGUUGCGACCGCGUCUUCCGGCAGCCCUGCCGAUUACGGGAACAUACUCGCGCACAUACCGGCGACAAGCCUUAUCCGUGUCGAUACCCUAAUUGCGGAUGGUCGUUUCGCACCGCGUCGAAACUGCUGCGGCAUGCGCGGCGGCAUACGGGCGAGCGGCGGCACGCGUGCGGCGCUUGCGGCCGCGCCUUUCGCCGCCGCGAGCAUCUACGUGACCAUGCUGCUCGGCACCAUCGCCUCAAGUGUAUCUGUCCACACACGGGUUGUUCGCGUACUUUCAUGAGUGCUGAGGCGAUGUCGACGCACUUGCAAAAAGUGCACGGGGAUGCUACCGUGUUCACAGAAGCCUCCUUUGAAGGAUCACUUGGUUCUGAUGGUGAAGGGAAAGAUUCUCUUCCGAUGAGUUUAAGUUCGGAUUGUUUGGAGAGUGAAACUCGUAUAUCACUCGAAGCUAUGGCGAGUGAGGAUCGCGCGGCGCGGACGCAUUGCACGUGGCCGUUGACGCGCGACGCUAUGCCGAUCGAAGCGGUGAGACCGGCCCUCGUUGAAGAUCCAGAGUUUGUUCUAGAAGAAGACGUCCAGGUGGAGAUGUCGGAAGGUUCCGAGAGCAAUAUCUACACGAUACGAAGUGAUCUAUUCCUCCAUGGCAACGUAUUGAAUAACGAGGAUAGCGAGCACAUGGGUGGCGCUGGACCGUUACUAGUUGUGCCGCAGACUGAUACAGACCUCGGUCUGCUCGACACACACCCUACCAUUGAUCUCAUGCAGGAGGAGUUAAUGUAUACAGACUCAGCAGUAGACGAAUCGUCGUUUCGCGUUUUCCUUUUGAGUGGCGAGGAGCUCGUCUAGAUGGCUAGCUACCACACAUCACAUGUUUCCCAUAUACUUGUGUAGUCAACAUUUAGAAUUCAAAAAAGUAAGAGUCAACAAAGUCUAGGUGUCAAUGAUUAGAUGCACAAACAAAAGCUAAGGAUAGCAACUAGUGGGUGUUACUUCUAUGUAUAAUGUACUUAAAUACUGAAGUAAAGGAGUUAUGUCGCUGUAAGUGAUAUUUGAACACG